ACUGCCAACUCCUUCCUUUCUCUUCUGUAACUGUAAGAACAAAAAGUCCUCCCUUUCUUUUCCAGUUUUCCUCCACCCUUUGGACGUAAAUCUCUAUUCUGUUUUCCCCCCCGGAAAACCCCAUUAACAAUCCCCUCCUCCAAUCUUCAAUUCCACUAAAAGUCAUCUCCGUAGAGAUGGUUGGCGGCCACAACAACGCCGCGUGGAUGGACUAAUCCGUACAGAGAUAUGACAAUUCACAUCCAGAUCCAGUCGGAUGGUGGAAACUAAGCGGCAGGGAUGACGACUACUGACGAAGCGUCAGUGGAGGCAGAGGAGGAAGGAAUUGUGUUAUGUGGACUGAAAAAGAAUCCGACAAUGGCGAUGGAGAUUACGGCAGUAGCGACAUGCUAUAGUAGGGGAACCGACUAUUGUGUAAGCCAAAACUCUGUCCUUAAAUUAGUUAUGCGGAGCAAACGUGGACGCGGUGACAUGGUGCUACGGCGGGGAAUCAAAGGGGCUCCUUCUCCCCAGUCCGCAAUAAGUCACGUCCGUCCUGGCGUCCUCCGCUCCGAGUCCGAGAAAACUGAAACUAUAACCCUUUGAUAACACACAGUCAAUCACCGUUACCC
Linum tenue is the source of this 611-nucleotide messenger RNA. NCBI's taxonomy places the organism in Eukaryota, Viridiplantae, Streptophyta, Magnoliopsida, Malpighiales, Linaceae. The record is from the annotation of a GenBank genome assembly.